Molecule: messenger RNA, 2102 nt
Organism: Pimephales promelas (fathead minnow)
Lineage: Eukaryota; Metazoa; Chordata; Actinopteri; Cypriniformes; Leuciscidae
Source: RefSeq, a predicted model, not a curated record
UAAAAGAUGUAUUAUAUUUUACAGAUUCAUCUGCUACAAUGUCGAACAGUAACCAAGAGAAGAGCAGCAGAAAGUCUGACCAGACCAAACAGCAACAGGCACAUGUCAACAGAUCACAUCAUGAUGCUACACUGAUGAAUCCUGAUAAAGGACCUCCAGCACUUUAUCGUCUGAACACAGAAAGAAAAUAUAUUGAUGGGACUGAUAAAAGGGUCAGACAGUGGACAUAUGGAAGAAGAGACAGAAACAAGCAGAAUAAAGUCAUCCUGAUGGUGGGAGAAACCGGCACUGGGAAAACCACCAUCAUCAACACCAUGAUCAACUACUUACUGGGAGUGAAGUUUGAGGAUCAAGAGUUUUAUCAAAUCACAGAAGAAGAUGAAUAUAAAGAUCAGUCACAAUCCCAGACACGUGAGAUCACGGUUUAUGAGGCGUUUGUUGAAGAAAGCCCAACAUCUCUGACCAUCAUUGACACUCCAGGAUACGGACACACUGAUGGACUCGAGAAAGACAGAGAGAUUGCUGAGUAUCUGACCAGAUUAUUUUCAGAUAAGGAUGAUGGGAUUCAUUACAUUGAUGCAGUGUGUUUUGUGAUGAAGGCGUCUCAGAAUCGUCUCUCUGACAGACAGCUUUACAUAUUUCACUCAGUUCUGUCUCUGUUUGGUAAAGAUAUAGAGGAGAACAUCGUGUUUCUACUCACACAGUCAGAUGGAGGACCUCCAACAGAUGCUCUCAAUGCCAUUGAGAAAGCAGAAAUACCCUGCAGAAGAGAUGAAGACAAAGAACCUGUUCACUUCUUAUUCAACAACCGACAGAAACAGAAAAGAGACAAAAAGUAUAAUCUAGUUUUGAGAUCAGCCUGGGGAAUGGGAGAGGAAAGCAUGAAUGAGUUCCUCAAACUCCUGGAAGAAAAGAACAGAAAAAGUGUUGAGAUGACAUUAGAUGUUCUGAAGGAGCGAAGAUGACUCGAGGCCUGUGUCUCUAAUCUGAGGCAGAGAAUAGAGGAGAAGUUACAAACUAAAGAACUGAAUCAGAUUCAGGAAAUCCUCAGACAGAACAGAGACAAGAUCAAGAAGUGUGAGGACUUUCCGUUUACAGUCAAGAAAGUUUUCAAAGUAAAAGUCCCCAUUGAAAAUGAGCAGCCGUGGAACAGUUACGCGACCUGCUGCUCCGUCUGUGAGGAAAACUGUCAUGAGUGGGGGUGUUAUUGGGUCUCUUCUGAUAAUCUCUCACAGUGUUCAGUCAUGAAAGACGAUCACUGCACUGUGUGUACUGGAAAGUGUCAUUACAGCAAACAUGUCAAAGAGGACAAAAAAUAUGUGACGAAGACACUGGAUGUCACAAUGUCAUUUGACGAGCUCAAACAGGAGUAUGACAGGUUCAUGAAAGAGUCACAGAAUAUAACAGAAAUAGAAGAACAGCUGAUCAGAGAUCUGGAGAAGACUAAAGAAGAAAAGUCCAGACUGCUGUAUGAAGCUUAUACGGCCAUCACGAGUCUGUCUAAGAUCGCACUAAAAGCCGACAGCGCUUUCACUCUUCAACAUCUGGAUUUCCUGAUUCCCAGAUUGAAGGAGGAGGGAAAAGAGGAAUGGAUGAAGAACCUGCAGGAUCUGAAGAAAGCUGGAGAAGAGAAGAAAAAUAAAGGGGCUGUACAGUAUGUGUGGGACCUUACUGGGCAAACAUUUAACAAUCUUUUCAGUCGUGGUAAAAAAUAAUAAAUGCAACAAAUCUGAAAAUACACGAUGAAAGAGCAGAACAGAUGGUAAUCCAUGAGUGAAAAUGAUUCUCAAAAUUUCUUUACGUGAUCAAAUGACUGAAUAUAUGAAAAGUUCAAUCAGGCAUAAUAGUUAGAACAAAAUUGAUGAAUGACUGUCAUUUAAGUUUUAUUUAGUCUCUGUUUUAGUAAUUCUGGAAUGAAUUUUCUAUGUAAUGCACUAUGUUUGCAUUUUCUAUGUGUCUGAUUUUCCUUUAUUAUUGUAAUUAAGGUGGUAUUAUAGUUGAACAGGUUUCUUGGUCUCGUGUUUCUAUCAGUGGAUGUGAAUUAGUUUGGAUCUAGUUUUACUCAUGGAAAGGCCACUGUUCACCACAUUACUGUGUUUCCA